Messenger RNA from Aureococcus anophagefferens, 6465 nucleotides. RefSeq lists its product as hypothetical. The transcript has 5 exons. Gene Ontology annotation, cellular component: membrane. NCBI's taxonomy places the organism in Eukaryota, Pelagophyceae, Pelagomonadales, Pelagomonadaceae. Gene Ontology annotation, molecular function: ATP hydrolysis activity; ATP binding; ABC-type transporter activity. Gene Ontology annotation, biological process: transmembrane transport. The record is from RefSeq and is a predicted model, not a curated record. The coding region runs from base 1 to 6465 and encodes 2154 amino acids.
AUGUCCGUCGCCGCGGCGGUCGCCGGCGGCGUCCGGUCGGGCGGCCUCGCCAUGCUGGCAGCCCGGUCCGGCAGCCCCGGGACGGCCUGCGCGUCGCGGCUGCGCGUCGACGUCGACGGCGACGACGCCGCGGACGUGUCCGCCUGCGCGUCGCUGCGCACCGUGGGCGCCGCGCUGGCGCUCGCGCGGUCCACGAACGCGCGCGCGAUCGAGCUCGGGCCGGGCGACCACCGCCUCGCGGAGACCGCGGUGCUCGGCGCGGGCGACGCGAACCUCCGGCUCGUCGGCGACGCCGGCGCGCGGCUCAGCGGCGGCCUCGCCGUGCCCGAUACCUGCUGGACGAGCGCCGGCGGCGACGUCUGGACCUGCGACCUCGGCAGCGACGCCGCGCUCGCGGCGCGAUCGCGAAAACGGUUCCGGUCGCUGCGCAUCGGCGACGCGCGGGCGACGCCGGCGCGCUACCCGAACGAGCGGGACCGCGGCGCCGCGGCGUCCUUCCUCUACUGCAACCAGACCGUGCUCCUCGACAACCGGACCUGGGCGAUCACGCUGGCGCCCGCCGCGUCGUCGGGCGCCGCGCUCCCGGACUGGCUCCUGUCCCCCCACUGGCGCGGCGCCCGCGCCCGGGCCUGGCCCAUCUACAGCUGGAACAACUUCGAGGGCGCCCUGCGCCGCGCGGACGAGGGCGCGCUGGACGCGCUGUCGGAUCGCGGCGCGAGCUUCGACGACCCGUGGUUCCUCGUGGACUGCGCGCUGCCCGCGGGGAGCGCCUGCGACGACUGGGACGGCAACCUGGACCAGGGGUCGCGGCUGUACGUCUACGGCGCCGCCGACGCCCUCGACGAGGUCGGCGAGUGGUCGUGGGACGAGGCGUCGGACGUCGUUUCCAUCGUUUCGUCCUCGCGGCCGGACACCGUCGUCGUGCCGACGCUCUCGACGCUGCUGGAGAUCGGUGUGGGCGCCGACGGCGUCGAGGUCGCGGGCGUGACCUUCGCCGACUGCGACUACGACAGCUACGGGUUCCAGCUGUCGCCCGACGCGAGCGGCGGCCGCUGGGAGCCGGGCAUCCCCCACGACGCCGCGCUGCGGGUCCACGGCGCCCACGACGUCGUCGUGCGCGACUGCGUCUUCUCGAAUCUCGGCGGCGGCGGCGUCUUGAUCGCCGAGGCGAGCGCGCGCGCCGUCGUCCGCGACUCCGAGUUCCGCAAUCUGGGCCAGUCGGCCGUGUUCCUCAGCGGCAACGGCACGACGCAGCCGCGCUUCGCCACCAUCGUCGACAACGCCAUGAGCGGCGUCGGCGAGGUCCUCGCCGCCGCGGGCGGCCUGGUCUGCGCGACGUGCUCGCACGCGCGGUUCGAGCGGAACGCCGUCGAGCGGAGCGGCCGCUGGGGCGUCAACUUCAAGACGUCCGACGUCCAGGCGGCCCACAGCGAGAACAACACGAUCGCGGAGAACGUGUUCCGCGACAUCGGCACGGCGACGGCGGACACCGGGGCCGUGUACCUCGUCGCGGACGACGGCGACACGCGCUUCAACUCGACGAUCAGAUGGAACCGUAUGGUCAACGUCAUGGGCGUCAAGUCCGAGUGGUCCGGGGGCGGCGGCAUCCUGGAGACGCCGGCGUCGUCCUACGGCGUCUACCUCGACAACUCCGCGAGCGGCGUCACGGUGCGGGGCAACGUCGUCGCGGACGUCGCGACGGCGGCCUACUUCGUGCACGAGGGCCGGGCGAACCACUUCUUCGACAACGUCGCCUACAACGUCUCCAACGCGCGCAAGAGCGGCGGCGUGAACAAGGCCGUCUCCGGCGGCGACGCGGCCUACUACGCGCGCGGGAAAAACAACAGCUUCGCGCGCAACGUCGUCGCGUUUUCGUCGUCGCUGCCGACGCGGACGCUCUGGUACGGCGACGACGACGCCCUGGGCUACGUCGACUUCAACGUCUACUACGCCUAUGGCACGGACGAGGAGAGGUUCCAGCUCUUCUUCAACAACAGCGACCUCACGCCCGCGGGCAACUGGACGGAGUGGCUCGCGGCGGGCAAGGACCGGCGCUCGACCAUCGACGCGGCGCCCAAGUUCCGCGACGCGGCGGCGCUGGACCUGUGCCUCGAGGACGACUCGCCGGCGUUCAAACUCGGCUUCGAGGCGAUCCCGGCCCACAUCUGCGCCGCCGUGUCCACCCCGGUCCUCGUCGAAGUCGCAUUAUUUGCCGUCGCGCUCCUGCACCUCGUCGUCGCCGCCGCGAGACGGCGAACAGCGCGACCGGUGAGCGAGCUCGCGGCGCCGCUGCUGUCCACGCGGGACGACGCCUACGCCGUCGUCGUCGACGACGAGCACGCGGUCAAAAAGACGUGGUCCAAGGACGUCGGGUUCGGCUUCACGACGCAAACGCUCGGCUGCGCGCUCGCCGUCUACUUCCUCUUCGCGGCCGUCUUCUUCGCGCAGGACGGCGGCGCGCUCGACGAGCCCGCAAAGGCCGCGCGCGUGCUGCGCCACGCGCUGCGCUGCCUCGCCUGGUGCUGCGCCGUCUACGCCGAGGGCGUCGCGCUCCGCUGCGCGCGCGUGCGAAGCCGGACCUUCUGUUUUGUGUUCUACGCGGCCGCGGCCGCCGUCGACGCGCGCGAGACCGCCGCGGCGUUCGCGGCCGCGGACUGCCGGGUCUGGGCCGCCGCGCUGGAGUGCGUCGUCUUUCUCGUCGCCUGCGACCGGCGGCCCGUGCGGCGCGAGGCCUCGAGCGCGCUCCCGCCGGAGUGGCGCUGCUCGCUCGCGUCGUAUUUCUCCUUCGCGUGGCUCGAGGACCUCAUCGCCGUCGGAUCGAAGCGGCCCCUCGCGGCGGCGGACCUGCCGCCGCCGGCGGACGGGGAUCGCGCCGCGCGCGUGUUGGAAGCCUGGGGGCCGCCGCCGGCGACGGGGAGCCUGUGGUUAUUCACGCUCCGGCGGUGCGGCUGGCGCUACGGGCUCCAGACCUUCUACCGCCUCGUCCCGACGCUCGUCAACGGCUUCGCGUCGCCCUUCGCCCUGAACGUCGUCAUCACCUUCGUCCAGUCGCGGCCGGCGCCGGGGCCCGUGCCGCCGCUCGUGCUCGCGGCCGCGGCCGGCGUCGCGUUCCUGCCCGUCGUCGCGAUCUUCGGCGACACGCACAACGUCAAGAUCGGGCGGCGGCUCGGCGUGCGGGCCCGGGCCUACCUCACGGGCUGCGUCCUCGACGCCCUGGCGCGCUCCCCCUGCGGCGCCGCGGAGCCGGGCGUCGUGACGAACCUCGUGUCCGUGGACGCCGCGAACGUCGUCAACUACAUGGUCCAGGGCCAGCUGCUCUGGGCCGCGGCGCUCCAGCUCACGCUGAACAUCCUGCUGCUGCUGGACGUGCUCGGCGCCGCGGGUUUGUUCGGCGUCGGCGUGCUCGUCGCGCUCAUGCCGGCGUCGCGCGCGAUGAAGCGGCGCCUCGCGCGCUUGCAGACCCAGCUCAUGGCGAAGCGCGACGGCCGCAUGCGCGUGAUCCACGAGGUCAUCGCGGGCAUCCGCGUCGUCAAGGCCUUUGGCUGGGAGCCCGAGUUCGCCGCGCGCGUCGCGGCCGCGCGCGCGGCGGAGGUCCGCGCGCUGGCCGCGUACCUCUACACGACGGCCGCGAUGCUCGGCGUCGUCCUCGGCGCGCCGUCCUGGAUCGGCAUCGUCACCUUCCUCGUCCACACGCAGCUCCUCCAUCGCGACCUCACGGCGGCCCAGGCCUUCACGGCGCUGACGCUCUUCAAUCUAUUGCGGUGGCCUCUGAACGCGCUGCCGGACGCGCUCAACCACUGGAUCCAGGCCAAGGUCGCCUUUGCGCGCUUCGAGGCUUUCAUUCGCGCCGCGCCGCCGGCCGAGGCCGGCGCGGCGGCGCGCGACGCCGGCGACAUCGCGCUCGCCGGGACCUUCUCCUGGCCCGGCGCGGAUUCCCCCGCGCUCCAAGAGCUCGACGUGGUCGUCCGCCGGGGCCGGCUCACGUGCGUCUACGGCCCGACGGCGAGCGGCAAGUCGUCGCUGCUCCUCGCGCUCCUCGGCGAGCUCGACGGGCCCGGCGCCCGGCGGCGGGCGGCCUACGUCGCGCAGGCGCCCUGGAUUUUGCGGGCGACGGCGCGCGACAACGUGCUCUUCGGGACCGCCUACGACGCGGCGCGGUACGCCGCCGUCGUGCGCGCCUGCGCCCUCGACGACGACUUCGCCCGGCUCGCCGCCGGGGAUCUGACGGAGAUCGGGGAACGGGGCGCGACGCUCUCCGGCGGCCAGCGCCAGCGGCUCGCUCUCGCGCGCGCGGCCUACGCGGACGCGGACCUCUACGUCUUCGACGACGUCCUGAGCGCCCUGGACGCCCACGUCGGCGCCCACGUCUUCCGGCGCGUCGUGCGCGACCUGCUCAGGGGGAAGACGGUCGUGCUCGCGACGCACCAGGUGGCGCUGACGGAGGCGGACGCGGACGCCAGGGCAGGACAAGAGAGCGAAAUUCCCAACUUCAAAGGCUCCUAUCUCGGCCGUUUUCCGCUCGCGGACGCGGCGGUCUGGCUCGACGGCGCCGGCCGCGCCGCCGCGCGCCCCCCGGACCUCAGAGCCGCCGAGGCGCGGCGCGGUCGCGACGCCGACGACGUCGCACCCGGCGCCGCGGCCGCGAAAACCGCCGCGGCCGACGGCCGCCUCGUCCGCGCGGAGGCCCAGCAGGUCGGCGCGACGAAGCUAGCCGUCUACGGCCGCUAUUUCGUCGACUGCGGCGGCGCGUCGUUCCUCGUCCCCAUGGCCGCGCUCCUCGUCGGCUACCAGGUGCUCCUCAACGGGCAGGCGUUGGCGCUCAAGGCCUGGGUCGCCGCGCUCGAGCUCGAGAACUCCGGCGCCGCGCAGCGGUCCAAGUACGUCUUCUUCGCGUCCGCGACCUUCGGGACGCUCUGCCUGACGCGCCUCGCCAUCGCCAAAGGCUCGCUGCGCGGGUCGCGAAAGGUCCACGACCGCGUCGUCGCCGCGGUGCUCGCCGCGCCGCUCGCGUGGUUCGAGGCCACGCCCGCGGGCCGCGUGCUCAACCGCUGCGCGUCCGACGUGCAGACCAUCGACAAGGACCUGAUGAACGAGCUCGCCAUGCUCGCCCAGUACGUGUUGAGCCUCGCGGGCAUCGUCGCGGUCAUCCUCUACGAGAUCCCCGUCGCGGCGGCGUCCGUCGCGCCCAUGGUGGGCUUCUCCUACGUCUUCGCCGGCCGCUACUACGCCUGCGAGCGCCGGCGCAACCGCGAGCUCAAGCGGCUCGAGGCGUCGACGCGAUCGCCGGUCUUCGGCGCCGUCGCGGAGCUCGCGAGCGGCGCGCGCCCGCGCCUCGUCACCGCGCGCGCGUUCGGGGCGACGGGCCGCCUCCGGGAGGACUGCCUCCGGCGCGUCGACGUCAACUCGAGCGCGCUCUACCAGCUCUUCGCCGUCAACUCCUGGCUCGUCGUGCGCCUGCGCUGCCUCGGCGCGCUCGUCAACGGCUGCGUCGUCGCCUACGCGCUCGCGCGCGCGGCGGACCUCGACGGCGCCACCGUCGGCCUCGCGCUGAGCUACAGCCUCGGCGUGACCCAGGCCGUCACCUUCACGAUCAAGCAGCACGCGACGGUCGAGAUGGCGGCGAACGCGCUCGAGCGCGCGGACGAGUACGCGCGCCUGCCCCGCGAGCGGGCGGACGGCCGCGCGCGGCCGCCGGGCUGGCCCGCGAAGGGGCGCGUGGCCUUCGAGGCCGUGUCGCUCGCCUACGCGUCCGCGCCGGACGCGCCGGCGCUCCGGGGCGUGUCCUUCGCCGUCGACGGCGGCGAGCGCCUCGGCGUCUGCGGGCGCACGGGCGCGGGCAAGUCGAGCUUGGUGGCGGCGCUCUUCCGCCUCGUCGAGCCCGCCGGCGGCCGCGUGCUCGUCGACGGCGUCGACGUCGCGGCGCUGAGGCUCGCGGACCUCCGCGGGAGCCUGAGCCUGAUCCCGCAGGAGCCGACGCUCUUCCGGGGCAGCGUCCGCGCGAACCUCGACCCCUUCGGCGCGCGGAGCGACGCGGAGAUCGCCGCCGCGCUCGCGCGCGUCGCGUUCCGGCGGAGCGACCUCGACGCGGCCGUCGACGACCGCGGCGCCAACUUCUCGGCCGGCGAGCAGCAGCUCCUCUGCCUCGCGCGGGCGCUCCUCCGGCGGUCGAGGAUCCUCGUCCUCGACGAGGCGACCGCGUCCGUCGACGAGGGCGCGGACGCGCGCAUCCAGGCCGCGCUCCGCGGCGACGACCUCGCGGCGACGACGCUCCUCGUCAUCGCGCACCGCCUCGCGACCAUCGCGGACUUCGACAAGGUCGCCGUCCUCGCGCGCGGCGCGCUCGUCGAGUGCGACGCGCCCGGCGCGCUCCUCGGCGACCCGGGCUCGGCCUUCUACGACCUCUGCGCAGCGACGGGCGACCUCGCGGGGCUCGUCGCGCGCGCGCGGGGGGCGGCGGUCCGGUGA